AUGGAAGAUAGCAAGUACGCUAAAGAAUUGGACGUGGCGGUUAGAGUUGUUCACAUGGCUUGUUCUCUUAGCCAGCGAGUGCAAGAGGGCUUGGUUUCUUCCAGUAGUAAUGACCAAGUUAAGGCUAAAGAUGAUGAUUCUCUUGUUACUGUUGCAGAUUGGAGUGUUCAAGCAACAGUUAGCUGGAUGCUGUCGGAAUCUUUUUGCAAUCAAAAGGUUUCCAUAGUUGCUGAAGAAGAUGUUCAAACUCUCUCAAAGUCCGAUUCAGUUGGUUUGCUGACAGCUGUUGUGAAGACUGUGAAUGAAUGCUUAGCUGAAGCACCAAAAUAUGGUCUUCAGGGUCCCAGGAAUGCUCUUGGAGCUUCAGAAAUCCUUGAGGCCAUAAGCCGAUGCAACUCAAGUGGGGGACGCAAUGGAAGGCAUUGGGUACUCGAUCCUGUCGAUGGAACAUUGGGAUUUGUGCGUGGGGACCAAUAUGCUGUAGCUCUAGCAUUGAUUGAAGAGGGAAAAGUUGUGAUUGGAGUUCUAGGGUGCCCUAAUUACUCUACGAAGAAAGAAUGGCUCAAUCAUCAUCAUCAGUACUAUCAGAGCAUGCCAAAAUUGUCUGAUACUUCUGAUAAAUGGGAAAAAGGAUGUGUGAUGUAUGCGCAGAGAGGCAGUGGUGAGGCAUGGAUGCAGCCAUUAAUACAUGGAGAUCAGAAAUUUAAUUGGUCAGAUUCGUCGCAAAGGGUCCAAGUUUCUCCCAUUGAUGAUCCAGCACUCGCAACCUUUUGUGAACCAGUGGAAAAAGCUAACUCGAACCAUUCCUUCACUGCUGGAGUUGCUCACAGCAUGGGGCUUAAAAAACAGCCCUUGCGCGUCCAUAGCAUGGUGAAAUAUGCAGCCAUAGCUCGAGGUGAUGCUGAAAUCUUUAUGAAAUUUGCUCGGUCAGGGUACAAAGAGAAGAUAUGGGAUCAUGCUGCUGGGGUUAUCAUUGUAGAAGAGGCUGGUGGUGUGGUAACUGAUGCUGGAGGUCACCCCCUGGAUUUCUCAAGGGGUUUGUACUUAGAAGGUCUUGAUAGGGGCAUAGUUGUUUGCUGUGGGACCACCUUGCAUGAGAAGCUCAUUGGAGCUGUUUAUGCUAGUUGGGAGUCUUCGAAUCUGUGA
Molecule: messenger RNA, 1146 nt
Organism: Dovyalis caffra
Lineage: Eukaryota; Viridiplantae; Streptophyta; Magnoliopsida; Malpighiales; Salicaceae
Source: the annotation of a GenBank genome assembly